AUGGCUGAAAUCGAAGAUUCUGGAAUUCCAGUCGAUGACAUCUGGGAAGAUCGAGAAAAACUGGUGCAAAAGGCAAAUCUGAUUGCUGGCGAAGACCUUAUUUUGGACCAAAAUUGGGACACAGUGAACGGCUUCGAGUCCGACCCUCACGUGCGCGCAGCCCUUCUACAAAACCAACCGCCCGGAGGGGUUUUCUUGUUGCUGCCAAACCUGGAGAACGGCUCAGCUUUGUUGGGAAUCCCUAUGUCCUACGUUUCCGACGUCGCCAGCCAUGAUAUUCCGGAUGUAUUCUAUCAGCGCGUCCGCAAGCCUGUGAGACAGCUGCACUCUUGCACUCCACCCGAUUUUGGAAUCAAUCUUGAUGUCGAUGGAAGGAAGGGCGCCGUACCAUGGGUAAACUAG
Penicillium canescens is the source of this 402-nucleotide messenger RNA. RefSeq lists its product as uncharacterized. The coding region runs from base 1 to 402 and encodes 133 amino acids. The transcript is spliced from 3 exons. Lineage: Eukaryota; Fungi; Ascomycota; Eurotiomycetes; Eurotiales; Aspergillaceae. The record is from RefSeq and is a predicted model, not a curated record.